AUGACAGAGGACGACGACCAAAAAGGAUAUACGUGGGAAGCUGGAUAUGCGGACGGUUUGAAUAUCCGCGAAGUAUUAGAGGAAGAUGAGGGUGGAUCAAUCGAGAAGUCCAUCGCAAAGCUCGUUGCAGAGGCACGGAAAAAGCAACGUACGAUCGAGAAGCCAUCGAAAAUUCGUUCUCGCAUUGUAAGGUGUCCAAUUUCCCUAUUUGUGUACUCGAAUUCCAGACCAUUUAUUCAGAUGCGCUAUGUCUAUGUGGCGAUUGACUGUUCGCGAUCAAUGACAAGCAAAGUCUUACCACCAUCUCGAUUUUUCGUCACCAUGAAGAUUCUGAACACGUUUAUCGACAAGUUCUUCGAACAGAAUCCUAUUUCACAGUUAGGGAUAAUCAUUGUCAAAGACAAGAAAGCCGAACGUUUUGUUAGCCUCACAGGCAACGUCCGCGCUUUGAAGGACAACCUGGGUUCCUUAAAUGAAGCCAUAUGCAGUGGAGACUUCUCCCUUCAGAAUGCGUUGCAACUUGCUCUCACCAAUUUAAAAAGCUUACCUGGACACGUGUCCCGCGAAGUGGUUGUGAUUAUGUCCAGUUUGUCUACGGUGGAUCCUGGAAAUGUAUUCUCCACAUUCGAGCUACUCAGAGGCCAUAAUAUCCGGUGUUCUGUGAUUGGAAUAAGUGCGGAACUAUUUGUUUGCAAACAGCUGGCAAAAAUUACAAAU
Ostertagia ostertagi is the source of this 717-nucleotide messenger RNA. NCBI's taxonomy places the organism in Eukaryota, Metazoa, Nematoda, Chromadorea, Rhabditida, Trichostrongylidae. The record is from the annotation of a GenBank genome assembly.